Molecule: messenger RNA, 1030 nt
Organism: Benincasa hispida (wax gourd)
Lineage: Eukaryota; Viridiplantae; Streptophyta; Magnoliopsida; Cucurbitales; Cucurbitaceae
Product: DUF309 domain protein
Source: RefSeq, a predicted model, not a curated record
UCAAAGCCACACAGCCGCACACGAAACCCCUAACCCUUCAUUCCAAAAAAAAAAUCACACCAAACCUAAGAAAUGGAUUCAGUUCUCCGAGCUUCUUCAACCAAUCGCCAAUGGCUUCUCUUCCAGCACUCUAUGUUUCCUCCUCCUUACCAUCCCCUCUUCGACCUCACCGCAGUUUGAACUCCAUUUUCAGCCAUGAAACCAGCCUCCCAUGCCCUCCAAGAACCAGAAGCAGCCAAAGAAGAACCACGAUAUCACUCUCCUUCCGCACAUCCUACCUGUUCGCCGCCGAUCACGAGGACGAAGACGAGCAAAUCGCCAGAGAUUUCGGCUUCGACGAAGCAGUCGACCUCUUCAAUCAAGGAGCUUAUUACGAUUGCCAUGACGUCCUCGAGACUCUGUGGAACGGAGCCGAGGACCCUACCAGAACCCUAUUUCAUGGCAUUCUUCAGUGUGCUGUGGGGCUUCAUCAUCUCUUUAAUCGGAAUCAUAGAGGGGCGAUGAUGGAGCUUGGAGAGGGGCUCUGUAAGCUACGGAAGAUGGAUUUUCAGAGUGGCCCUUUCUAUACUUUUGAGAGGGAGAUUACUGCAGUUUUGGACUUUGUCUACCUGACCCAGAUUGAAUUAGCUGCCUGUGAUGAGAAUGUGUGUGUUACAAUGGAGGGUUCAGAGAGAUCAUAUGAAUUGCUUGGAAGGUAUGGUGCAGGACAGAAGCUGUAUGAUAUAGAGAAAGAAGUUGAUGGAAGAAUGUGCAUUGUCUUCUCUCCUCAAACAUCUCAAGCUCAUCCUCUAAGGGUAAAGCUUCCCACUCUUGCUGCUACCAAACAACACCUUUUAGCCCUUGACUACCAAUGAUAUUUUUGGUCAUUUUCUUAUACAUAUAAGGGAUAUAGAAAGAUCUCACUUGUUUACAAAGUUCUAGCAUAGGUAUUAUUUGGUACAUGUUGAAUACAAUGUCUAUAUUAGAAACCAUUCCAGGUUAAAUUAUAAAUUUAAUCAUUUGAACUUUGAUGGUUGUGUAUAAAUAUUUA